Messenger RNA from Ictalurus furcatus (blue catfish), 2479 nucleotides. RefSeq names its product coiled-coil domain containing 78 (gene ccdc78). Gene Ontology annotation, cellular component: cytoplasm. The transcript has 14 exons. NCBI's taxonomy places the organism in Eukaryota, Metazoa, Chordata, Actinopteri, Siluriformes, Ictaluridae. The record is from RefSeq and is a predicted model, not a curated record. The coding region runs from base 726 to 2342 and encodes 538 amino acids.
CAUAUCAAAAAGUGAGUCUUCUCGAGACAAUGCAUGGAGCCUGUGAAGUUAUCACUGCAGAGUCAUGUCAAGGGUGGAUCUGUCCCUCUAGGUGCUUCUUCACCUGCUGGUUGGCCAGGGAGAACAUUAGUUGUGAUGUAGAUGGGGUCUUGUGGCCAAAUCCUCAUAACCUACAAGAUGAUGCCUAAGUUUUGUAUUUUUGUUUGUUUUUGUGUAUGUAAACUUCAUACAGAGAACAAAUAUUACAUUUUCCAUCUGUUUCUGCAAUACUUUUGAGCAGCUUUUGAGAAAUGUUUUGUAGCUCAUCUCAUUUUGUAAGGGAAUUAGAUUUGUGAAGAGUGAAAUGUACAUUAAAUUCAUUCUUCAGUGGAAGCUUUUGUGGUCUUUGUCUUUUGAAAUACAAUGAUUAGCUUGGUGGUUGGUGUGUGCACAUAUCUGCGUUGUGUGUUUGUGAUUCUGAGUGGAUUAUUUGGAUAUCAGGCAUGUGUUUAGAGUUCUGAAUGUAAAAGUUCCAGAAUUGUGUGUGUGGGAUACUGAGAUUUGUGGUUGUAGUUGUGGGAAAUAUGUGUAACCAGUUGGGAAAAACUGUAAUGUUGAAACAGCACACAUCAGAGUGAGUGUGUGUGUGUGUGUGUGUGUGUGUGUAACCCAUGGCAGCACUGUUGUGUUUAUGGAGACACUGUGAGACAAGUGUUCCACACACUGAAGUUUGUCUGCUUUAGAGAAUGGCUGAGGAGAGAAAAGAGAGUUCAUCAGACGAGCUAAAGGAGAAAAUUCGCUUUCUGACUGAUGAGAACGACCAUCUGAGCAGUAAACUGGGCUCCACACAAAGCAGAGCGGCUCAACAUGCCGCUUCCAACCGGGACCUGAGCUCCAGACUGGUGCAGAGUGAACAAGACAAAUUGAAGAUCUCCAAAGAUCUUGUGGAAGUGCAGAUUGAAGCCAACAAAUUGAGAGAGAAAUAUGAGGCAGAGAUAUUUGAGCUGCAGAAUAAGGUGUUGUGUCAGGAAGGUUUGGUGUCGAAUCUGGAGGCAGAGCUUGGCCGGCUGAAGCGGGAGACCGAGAUAGCAUCAUCACGGUUACAGAUUGCCGAGGAUAAGGAGCGGGACAUGGCGGAGGAGUACGCAGCCCUGAAGAGUAACUACCUGGCUGUGAGUGAAGGUCUGGAGCGUGAGAUUACACACUCACAGGAGCUGAGCGAUGAGCUGCUGACACUCGCACACACACAUGACACACUGCUGCACGAGAAGGAGCGAGAACACACUCACACACUUGAGCUGGAGAGGGUCAGAGCUCUUCUGAGCAGAGUGUCCCACAGUAGAAUCAGGCCAGAGGAACUGAGCCGAGGAUGCAAUGCUAUUGGGGACAGAUGCACACACAGGGCCCAGUACGAGCUGAGGGAGGAGCUCGAGAAAAUGAGAAAGAGUUACGAAGAGCAACAACAGCGAAUGGAGGAGAAAAUUGUGGUUAUGGGAAAGGAGCAGCAGGAGAAUAAGAGAGCCAUCCACAACACACAACACGAGCUUUCACAGCAGUCAGCUUCACUGCUUGUCUCUCAGCACCAGCUAAAGGAGGUGGAGGCUGAAAACUCUAAACUACAGAAUCAACUGAAGGAGCUUAAUCAGGAGUACAGAGCACGCCUCACACACUACAUAUACGACAUCACGAAGUGUGUGCGCAGAGAAAGUGAUGCCAGCAUGCAGCUGAAGGAGUAUGUGGACUCCAUGUUGAAGGAGGUUAGAGUAACUUAUCGCUCCAGAGAGGAGCAGCUGACCAGCACACUGAGAAACUACCGCAAACGCCUCCAGAACCUUAGCAACACACACCAACUACUGCUCACUGCAUACAGAAUGCAGCGUGAGCAGAUUCUGGCACACACUGGGCACGCUCUGGAGGCGGGGCCACCCGAAGCACACUUCAGCCCUGCAGAGGCGGAGCUUAGAGGAGAGCCUCAGAGAGAACUACAGAGGCUGAGAGAGGACAAAUCUCGCUUGGAGACACAACUCAGAAUCGCACAAGAACAGGCAUCUCUGCUGUCACAGCCAUCUCAGAAUGUAACGCUCACUGAGGAAGCCUGGGCCGAUAUCAGGAAGCAACUCAGAGAGAUUGUAGUCACUGCACAGGAGACGCAUGAGAGAGAGCGUGCACAGCUCAUCACCAGGGCAACGGUUGCCGAGGAGCAGGUGAGGGAGCUGCAGGAGUAUGUCGAUAAUCACCUGGGCAGGUACAAGCUGGAAGUCACUCGGUUGAGGAGGAUGCUGCAGUUGGAGGCGGGGCGAUCACAGAGCGCUGAAUCACCUAAGCUCCGCCCUCUACACCAGUCACUCAAUAAGACCAGCUAAGAAUUAUAGACACAAUAUAAAAUACAAAAGGCAAUAAAAAGUGUUAAAAGAAUAUUUAUUAGCGAAUUAAACCAGUGUGAAUUUUUAGGUUAUAUAUAAAAUAUAUAUAUUUUAGUCUUUUGUAAUAUGGGUUAUUG